AAUUGUUUUUGUUGUGAUCUCCUCUUUCACAUUAGUAUUUAUAGUCAAAAAAUGAAUUCAUUAAAAAUUAUUCACAAUAUACAAAUAAGCUUUGUUCGUCCUUUUGCGAAACAAAUACCCAGAAAUCUUAAAGGCAAAAGCAAAAGUUCUCAAGAAUGGCUAACACGACAAUUGUCAGAUCCAUACGUAGAAAAAGCACGUAUGUUAAAUUAUCGUUGCCGUAGCGCAUUUAAAUUGCUCGAGAUGAAUGAAAAGUACAAAAUUAUAAAACCAGGAGAUGUUGUUAUUGAUUGUGGAGCUGCGCCUGGAAGUUGGACUCAAAUUGCAGUAGCAAAAUCUAAUUCAACUGGCUCUCAACAACAGCAACCUAAAGGUGCAGUGUACAGUAUGGAUUUGUUACACUUCCAUGGCAUACCGGGAGCUACCAUAUUUGGUGGUAUGGAUUUUACAAAACCAAUUUCCCAACAACGGCUUAAAGAGACCUUAGCAGGACGUGCAGUAAAUUGUGUUCUAUCAGAUAUGGCGCCAAAUGCGACGGGUAUACGCAUGUUGGAUCAGGAAAAUAUAAUCAAUUUGUGUUACUCUGUUUUACGGUUUGCUUUAAUUAUGUCUGCAAAAGGUGCAAACCUCGUUGUUAAAGUAUGGGACAACGGAGAUGUAGCGAAACUUGAAAAAGAUAUAUCUCGAUUUUAUGAUAAAGUAAAACGUGUUAAGCCACAAUCAAGUCGUUCCGAUUCUGCUGAACACUUUUUAGUAGCACGAAAUUUUAAAGGUUUAGAUGAAAUUAAUGAGAAAAGAGAAAAAGAACUCCAACCGUGACAUAGAACAAUUAAUUGUAAACAUAUUUAAACAAAUUAAAAAUAAUUUAUUUAUAGUUAACCUGUUAAGUAAAUACAAUAA
Messenger RNA from Teleopsis dalmanni, 900 nucleotides. RefSeq names its product rRNA methyltransferase 2, mitochondrial-like. The record is from RefSeq and is a predicted model, not a curated record. Gene Ontology annotation, molecular function: rRNA (uridine-2'-O-ribose)-methyltransferase activity. The transcript is spliced from 2 exons. NCBI's taxonomy places the organism in Eukaryota, Metazoa, Arthropoda, Insecta, Diptera, Diopsidae. Gene Ontology annotation, cellular component: mitochondrion. Gene Ontology annotation, biological process: RNA methylation. Bases 52 to 819 code for a protein of 255 amino acids.